AUGGGGCUUACGAAGAAGAAGCCUCAGAUAGAGAAGGAGUUGUUGCACACUAGAGCGGAGCAGCCGCAGUUGCUCUGGAACAGAAUAAAGGGCAAAAAGCCGGGUAGAUUUCGGCUUCUCUAUAUUAGCAAGAAUUUUGAAACUUGGUUUUCAACCGAACUCUAUAAUUCUUACUACUCUUGUCAAGGGCUCUGUCUUCGGGGUAGAAUUAUUGAAGCUGUGAAGUUGGCAAACAAAAUGGAGAAUAUAGGCUAUAACCCUAAUACAAUUACUUAUGGAACAUUAAUGAACGGUUUGUGUAAAAUAGGUGAGACCAGGGUAGCUAUUGGGUUGCUUCGGAAGAUGGAAGAAGGAAAUCUUGAACUUGAUGUAGUGAAUUAUAGCAUAAUCAUUGAUAGUUUAUGUAAGAAUAGAUUAGUAACCGAGGCUUUGACUUUAUUCUUUGAAAUGACAAGUAAAGGAAUUCAGCCAAAUGUUUUCACUUACAGUUCUUUAAUUCAGGGCCUAUACAAUUUCAGCCGGUGGAAGGAGGCAACUAAACUAUUUAAUGAAAUGGUGGAAAGGAAAAUUAUGCCAAAUGUGCAUACAUUCAACAUAUUGGUGGACACAUUUGGCAAAGAGGGGAUGUUGAAAGGGACAAAAGAAGUUUUUGCUAUGAUGAUUCAGAGAGGCAUAGAGCCUGAUACAAUCACUUACAUUUCUUUGAUUGACGGUUAUUGUUUGCAAGGUGGCUUUUGUCGAGUUGGGAGACUUAAAAUUGCAUUAGAGCUACUCUAUGAGAUGCAAGGUUGUGGCCAACAUCCUGAUUGCCAAACUUAUGCGAUUUUGUUAGAUGGCUUGUGUAAGAAUCUACACUUUCAAGAGGCAACGACGUUAUUUCAUGAGAUGGAAGACAAAAAGUUAGACCUUCAUAUUGUGAGUUACAACAUCUUGAUUGAUGGUAUGUGUAAUGCUGGGAAACUAACGACCGCAAGAGAACUGUUUAAUACUCUUCCUACGAAAGGCUUGCAACCUAAUGUUCGGACUUACACUAUAAUGAUCAAAGGAUUUUGCAAAGAGGGACUACUAAAUGAAGCAAGGGAGCUAUUUGAGAAAAUGGAGGAAAAUGGUUGUUCGCCUGACCAUUUCACAUAUAACACAAUCAUUCAAGGCUUCUUGCAACAUAAUGAGAUGUCAUGGGCAGUGAAAUAUCUCCAGACGAUGGUUGAAAAUGGUUUCUCGGCAAAUGCAACCACUGCAACCAUUUUGAUCGACUUGUUGUCUACUAAUCAGGCAGAUAAAACCUUACAAGGUGUUUUUCAAAUAUCUGUGUGA
Molecule: messenger RNA, 1314 nt
Organism: Alnus glutinosa
Lineage: Eukaryota; Viridiplantae; Streptophyta; Magnoliopsida; Fagales; Betulaceae
Product: putative pentatricopeptide repeat-containing protein At1g12700, mitochondrial
Exons: 3
Coding region: 1-1314 (437 amino acids)
Molecular function (GO): protein binding
Source: RefSeq, a predicted model, not a curated record